AUGGUAAUUGUCUUAUUUAAUAAAUCUUAGAUCCUAGUGGUGAAUGGUCAAGAUUUAUUGAAAGAUAAAAAUUACAAGAGGAAAUAUAAGAAAAGUAGGAGAAAGAAGAAUAAGAAAAUAGAAAGCACUUAUAUAGGUAUUAUAAUUUAAAUAAAAAUAGAGAAGAAUUAGAAAGAUUGA
Molecule: messenger RNA, 180 nt
Organism: Paramecium sonneborni
Lineage: Eukaryota; Ciliophora; Oligohymenophorea; Peniculida; Parameciidae
Source: the annotation of a GenBank genome assembly